CUUGACGUUGUUAAGAAUUUCAGCGCUUCCGUUAUGCCAUUUUCAACAGAUAACAAAAUCAGUGGGCAAGCCAUUACGGCGAAUAACAUAACAGUUCUCAUCAAGUUCUUGAUAAGCCAUUGCCUCUCAUAUGGGGUUGUAGUCGGCGCCUCUGUUCUAAAAUUACCUCAAAUUUUGAAUGUUUACCGGAGUCGAAGCGCGUCGGGGAUUUCGAUCACAGCAAAUUAUAUAGAACUGUUUGCUUAUGUUAUUUCCACAAGUUGGGGGGUUGUGCAGAAGCUUCAUUUUCGAGAUUUCGGUGAGAAUGGGUUGAUUUUGCUCCAGUUAAUUGCAUUAAUAGUAAUGGUGGCAAAGCUGCAGGGAAGGACGCAUGCCGCGUGUGUCGUUCUCGCAAUGAAUUUGAUUUUGUUCAGUGCAUUUUCGAAAGGCUAUGUUUCGCAUUCAGUUCACGAAUUCCUUCUGAGCAGCCUCAUCCUUCUGAAUGUCUGUAGCCGCGUCCCGCAAAUUUUUCUGAAUUAUAAGAACCAGUCUACAGGGCAGCUUUCUUUCCUUACUUUUUUUCUCGCGUUUGGAGGUGGUGUGGCGCGCGUGAUGACAACGAUGCUGAAUGUGCCGUGGAAGAAGGGUAAGCUCAUUAUGUUGUGUCAGUUCAGUAUGGCUGCGCUUCUCAACCUUGUCGUUAUAACUCAAAUCCUUUAUUAUAGCUACAGGAAGAAAGACAAGCAUGCCGUGAAACGUAAAUGACGCUCUGUCGACUUAAAGAGUUAAACGUGAACUAUAUAAACCUUUUUCUAACUCUAUCAUUAUAUAUAUAUAUAUAUGCAUGUAUAUAUAUAUGUAUAUUUGAUUAGUUGGCACAUAGCUUUAUUUAAUGAUGAUUGGUCUGGCAAAGUGUCGAGGACGUGAUCUGGAGGUCAUAAGGCGCGAAUUGGGAGCCAUGGUUUUAGCAAAAUGGAGUAAAUAAAAUUAUUUAUACGCGCGAUGGAAGUAGAUUAAUACUAUUAGGAGGCCAUCUUUCUUGAGGAACGAAACAGUCCACUUACCGAUUCCCUGAGUACUUUUUUCACUUCUCUUAGGGUGACCCAACCAAGAUUGUAGUACUUGCCUUCCUUGUUGUUAUCGAAUCAAAAGAGAAUUUUAAACUUAAAAAAGUGAGAAGUUACUACUUUGAUGCUUUUUGUCGUAUUGUGUCUUGCUCAAUUUCUGUCUUUUCUAUUAAUUUAACUUCAUUCCAAUUCACAUUUGUUUUCUUCCAAAGGGGUCUAGUGAAAAUAUUUAUUCCCCCUUAUUCUCAAUACAUAUUGAAGUCUUAUCCAUAAGCAUUUAAUCAAACCGAAUCUAUACGAGUAUAUUUAUAAGUUUCAGAAUAAUAAUGCCUGCAUGCACCCCCCGUUCAGCACACAAGGAUCAAGCGAAGGAAGCCGAACCAAUAACAGAAACCGAAAAGGUCCAUGUAGCUAUACGCGUUAGACCGCUUAACAAGCGUGAAAGGAUCAGCAAGAAACCUAUCUGCCUGAGCGUGAAUGACUCUACCAAACAGCUAUCCAUUGUCGAGGGUGUCAAACUGGAGUUAGGCGAAGUCCCACCGUUCUCAGAUGGACCAUCUGAGAAGAUCUCCCGAACUACUUUUCAGUUCGACAAUAUAUUUUGGUCUCUGAAACCAAGCGAGGAGAAUUCCGGGAUGAGCCCGGCGACGCAGGAGGAUGUCUUCAAUGAGAUCGGCAUCCCUCUAGUAAACCACGCAUUUCGGGGGUUCAAUUCGUGUUUGUUCGCGUACGGUCAGACAGGAAGUGGGAAGACUUACACGAUGAUGGGUGCGGACGUCGCUGUGCUUGAGGGUAAUGAAGGCAGGGGUGUGGCGCCGCGAAUCUUUCAGGAAAUCUUUCAGCGGAAGUCUGAGAUUGAGUCAACUGAGGGUAAUGCCUCGAUUUGGACUGUGGAGGUGGGGUAUGUCGAGGUGUACAACGAACGUGUAUCCGAUCUGCUUGCGAAGCGGCCAAAGCCCGGUGAGGAGGUGUUUGUGGAGGUGCGUGAGCACCCGAGCCGCGGGGUGUUCUUAGAGGGCCAGCGACUUGUUCCCGCGAAAAGUUUUAAUGACGUGAUAAAAUGUGUGGAAUCUGGCAACGUGGUCCGCCACACCGCGUCGACAAAGAUGAACAACCGGAGCAGCCGCAGCCACGCGAUCAUUAUGGUGCUUCUGAAAGAGGAACGCAUGAUGACAACGAAAAAUCAAACGUCGAUCCGGACAGCGGGGAAGAGCAGCCGAAUGAAUCUUGUCGAUCUCGCCGGCUCUGAGCGUGUUUCGCAGUCCGAGGUCGAAGGCACACGCUUCACGGAGGCUACGCAUAUUAACCUCUCCUUGUCGACUCUCGGGCGUGUCAUCGACAUCCUCGCGGAUAUGGCAACCAAAGGCAACAAAACACGCUACACAACGGCCCCGUUCCGCGAUGCCAAGCUAACUUUCAUCCUGAAAGACUCCCUUGGGGGCAACUCGAAGACGAUGAUGGUGGCGGCGGUGAGCCCGAGCGCGCUGAACUACGAGGAGACUCUCGGCACGCUUCGAUACGCGUCUCGUGCGCGUGAUAUUGUGAAUGUCGCGAAAGUCAACGAGGAUCCCCGUGCACGGCGUAUCCGUCAGCUGGAGGAUGAAGUGUCGGAGAUGCGCAGGGCGCUCGCCGGGGCCGAUCCUUCGUACGUCGCUCAGUUGGAGGAGAAGAUUGCGCUGAUUGAGUCCGAGGCGCAGAACCGUGCCGCCGACCUUCAGGCGUUAGAGAAGGAACGUGAAGCGAACCAACUUCGGGAGCGAAUGCUGAAGGCAACAGAAGCGGAGCGGUCUGAGCUUCAGAUGCAGGCGGAUGUGCUGAAGCAGCAGGUGGCAGACAGCCGUCGGCAGGCCGCUGAGAUGCUGGAGCAGAAUUUACGUCUAAAAGAGGAGCAGGCUAAGCGGGAGCGAAAAUUGCUUGAAGAUGUUGAGCGCGCCCAGGAAGCCGUGCGCCUGAAGGAAGAGACCCUUGCCCAAGCGAAGAGGGAUUUAGCUCGUGAACGCACCGAGAGGGAGAAGGCGAUGCGCUUUAUUCAGCACUACAAGGAAAAGCUAGAGGAUGCACUGUUCCAUUCCGAGCGGAGCGCCGCAGAAAGGAUUGCGUUGGAGGAGGCAAAUACUACUCUAAACCUCAAACUGAAGGAGCUCGAGGAGGAGCAGGCGCAGUACGUCAACGGGUUAGUGAAGAAGCUGGAGGACUGUGAGAAUCAGGCAGCACUAAGUCCAGCACGGUACGUCUUACAGAUCGGAGAAAGUGAAACACGGCAUGAAAUGAUGGUUGCGCAUGUUAUGGAGCGUGAACACCUACUUCAGGAAUAUUAUGUGAAGCCUCUCCGCUUUGCGAUGGCCGAACGUCUUCCAGGCAAGGAGCCUAUAAAAGACGAUUCUGAGAUGAUUUCGAUCGGUGGGAUUACGCGUUCCUCUCCGGCAGUAUCCGAGCCACCCUCAGAUAACCAUCGUGGGAAAGUUUGCGAGGACCUCGCGCGUGUUUUUCGUGUGCGGGCGGAUAUGCAGGCGGCUCGUGGAGCGCUCAUGGCAGCGCAUCCGUCAACGAUGGAAGGAAGGCAGGGCAGCCUUGAUCAACCGAACCGCCAUGCCGAUCCCACACAGGAGCAUCUCGAGCUGGAGCCCGGCGUAUUUGACGUGCCAGAGGCGAUGACUAAAGUGGAUCAGGCUGAUGAGGGAUACUAUCAGUGUGUUGAAAUGAUUAAGUCUCAGGCGGAGGUACUGCAGAAGACACAGCACGAGUUGGAGGAAUUGAUUGAACGCUUCUUCACGGAGUCUGUUUCCGUGGAGACGGAGGAGCAAGCCAUGGCGGCACGACUAUCGGACGUGGAGCUGGCGAGGGACGCCUUUGAGAUUAAGGAGAACGAGCUGCAAAUGCUUAAUGAGCGUCUCGAGGAGUGCACACAGCAGCGUCAAGCGGCUAUACGGAAUCUAGAGCGACAGCUAAAGGGUAUGCUUCAGGGGAAAUUCGAAGUCCGUUUAUUCGUCCCCGGAGACAGGGACGCGGAUAUUUUUCACGAACGCGAACUGCAGAUGGGAGAUUCCUGCACUCCGAUGGGCACAGAACCUAUAGGGUGGUCACCAGACGCGACGAGGAGGACCGACUUACCUAAUAGCCCGAAUACGAGGGCACCAUUAUUAUCUCAAGAACAAGAGAGUGGUGCUUCUCUCGAUAUGUCUGCUAUUAAGCGAUCAAUUUUAGAUAGCUUUCCUGUUAGUGCCCGCAUGGCGGAUUUGUUGAAUAAGACAAUACAUUGA
Molecule: messenger RNA, 4306 nt
Organism: Phytomonas sp. EM1
Lineage: Eukaryota; Euglenozoa; Kinetoplastea; Trypanosomatida; Trypanosomatidae
Source: the annotation of a GenBank genome assembly